UGCAGCUUUAGCCUCAACAUUGUUUUCGAAUUUGGCCUGCAGUUUUUUCUGUUGCCUGUAGAGUUCAUAUCUUUGUCAGCUCAACUGCAAAAAGGCACACCGCAUAUCAUUGUCAAGAGAUAUAUUUAGUAGGAACAGACACUUCAGAUCAACCAGCGGCUUCAUCAGAAAUAUCCCAACAAAACCUCUGAAGCAUGGACAAAGAGGGAAAGAUGAUGAUAUGCUGUCUGCUCUUAGCAGCUAUUAGCCCUGUGUUUAGUGAAGAAUGGAAGGCCACUGUUGUAAAACACCUUGACGUCCUGGUUUCAUCCUGUGUUGUGAUACCCUGUUCAUUCACCCAUCCUAAAGAGAACCUGCCAGCCUCCAAACUCAGAAAGAUCUGGCAUCGUUCAAAAGAACGAGAUCAACGCAUCUACCAUGAAGAUUCCACACUAAUCCUGGAAAACUUUAGGGGGCGCACACGGUUGGUGGAGGAAAGGAGUGCUAAUAACUGCACCUUAGAAAUAACUGAAAUUAAAGACCAUGACAAUGGCCCUUUCUGUUUCCGGAUUGAACUAGCACGGACACCGGGUGAUACAUCCACCAUUGACAAGUUCUCCUUUGUUGAAGAUUGUGUUGAGUUCACAAUGCUCAAUGAACCUCCAAAACCUACACUGAUUCACGCAAAGACAGCCAUUCAAGAUCAUCCUUACACUGUCACCUGUUCAGUCACCCAUACCUGCCCCUCUCAUGUGCCUAAACUCACAUGGAGUAGGGCAGUCAAAGAAACUGAUGUCAUUGAGGUCCACAAACAAACUCAUGCUGGCCACUGGGAGGCAGGGUCCAUCCUGACGUUCAUUCCUGAGGAGAAGGAUGACCACAGUGAGCUUACCUGCACAUCACAAUUUUACGGCCAGAAGAGGUCCUAUUCAACACUGACACUCUAUGUAAAACGUAAAGAAAAUUACAACCACAUCAUCAUUCCCUCAGUGGUGGGGAUUGGUAUCACUGUGAUCUUUGGAGUCUUCUGCAGUUUCAUGGUAAAAAAAUACAAGACACGCAUUUCAGAGCUCCAAAGUCAGGAUGGAAGCAUGUGGAACCGGCUGUCCAGGAUGUCUCGCAGGAUUCGUUCUGAUGGCCCAGGACCAUCUCGUUCUGAUCAAAGAAGGUCUGUUUGGAGCAGAUUUUCGAGAAGGCCUAAAGGGGACAUGAGUUCCAGUCAUAUGCCCAAUAAUGAUAAUUCAAAAUCCUGUGCCGAUCAGAAAUUCGCAAAGGCUCGUUUCCCGUCCCCGAAAAGCCAGCCAAAAUCCUGUAAUUACAAAGAGGACCUUGAUGAUGGUGACGAUUAUGUUAACACUGAGGACCUCAACGUCUACGGAAACAUCUGAAAAGAAAUAUUUCCUUCCAAAGAGAGAAUUUGUGAUCAAAGAAGACAACUCUUAUCAUGAUCAUAUUCAUUUCUAUUAAUUAAUACCAUUGAUGAUUAUAUUAUUAUAUUAUUUAGUAAGUACCAGUAAGUAUGCAAGUCUGUUCAGCCAGUGUAUGUGUGUGUUUGGGCAUGGUGUCAACAUCGUUUGGCCUGAAACAUAAAUGUAAAUGCCUUUAUGAGAUUGAAUUAAAUAAAACAACUUGAUCCCAAAGGUAAUAAACAAAGAAAACAAGGAGGGAUAAGAACUGAAUGGAAUAGUAUGACAUUAUGGGAAAUGUGCGUAUUCACUCUUUAGCUGAGAGCGGAGAUGAGAAGAGCAACACCACUCUCCCCAUUAAAUAUAAGGUUACAGCCAGCAGCUUGGUAUAAACGCUUGAAACAGGGAAACAGCAAGCCUUGCUCUGUUCAACGGUAACCAGCACCUCACUAAUUAACAACAAAUGAUAACAUGUAAAUUGGCAAAUUUAAGAGUUUUCAGCAGGUUUGUUACCUAUGAGCUGAGCCAGGCUAGCUGUUUCCCCUCGGUUUCAAGUCUUUAUGUUGAGCUAAGCCAAACAUCUGCUAGUUCAGACAUGAAAGUGGUAUAAAUUCUUUCAUCUCACUUUUGGCAAUAAAUAAAUAUUACCGUAUUUUUUAUUGUUGUUGUUUAUAGUAUAUAGAAUUUACACUCAAAUGCUUUGACAUAAACUCAUAUACAGUGCUGGUGUAAUUGAUAUUUCAAUGACGUAUAUAGAAAAAUGACAUAAACCUAGAUCGAAUUUUCUGUAAAUAAGACAUCUACUGCGAGAAAAGAUUUUCCUGUUUCUAGACCCAGGUGAAAAGCAGAAUGUAUGAACCCAGUUUGAUGAGGUCAACUGAUUUUAUUGAAGAUUUUGAGUUUUUU
Micropterus salmoides (largemouth bass) is the source of this 2291-nucleotide messenger RNA. RefSeq lists its product as uncharacterized. Lineage: Eukaryota; Metazoa; Chordata; Actinopteri; Centrarchiformes; Centrarchidae. The record is from RefSeq and is a predicted model, not a curated record. Bases 195 to 1367 code for a protein of 390 amino acids. The transcript has 13 exons.